UUCCAAUCUACUCAGAACAACCCUCUCUCUCCAGCAGAGAGUGUCACCUCCUGCUUUAGAUCAUCAAGCUCUGCUAACUGGACCUCACCCUGCCUGCAGGGUUACACUGCAAAGCUUUCACCCUUCCGCACCUUGUCUGGGGGUACAUUUCUUCUGCGGAAUCUCAGAAAAUCAAAUUCCAUCCUAAGAAUAUUUCACCAAGAAUUUCCUUAGGAGCUGUGCUGGGGUCCUCUGAUGAUACACCAGCCACUUGUGCUACUACCUGUCAAAACUAUGGAUGGCCCUACCUUCAGGUCAUGACCCUGGAUUUAAGAAAUUUUUCAAGACAGUUUUGAGUAUAAUCCAAGAGAAAAUGUGAUUUGAGUCUGGAGACAAUUGUGAAUAUCAGCUAAUAAUAAAAGCCCAGUGUAGCUGAUCGAAGAGAAAACAUUAUUUGGAAGUUUGCUACAAUAAAAAGAAAAGUUUCUUCUAGUUUGAUUUAUAUUAUAUAGCAUAUUUCAUCUUGGCUUUAAUGAUGGAGAAAAAGUGUAUCCUGUAUUUUCUGUUUCUCUUGCCAUUUUUUAUGAUUCUUGUCAUAGCAGAAUCAGAAGAAGAGAACCAUGGUGACUUAAUUCAGUUGGGUGUUACUAGAAAUAAAAUCAUGACGGCUCAAUAUGAAUGUUACCAAAAAAUUAUGCAAGACCCUGUUCAACAAACAGAAGGCAUUUAUUGCAACAGAACCUGGGAUGGAUGGCUGUGCUGGAAUGAUGUUGCUGCAGGAACGGAAUCAAUGCAGCACUGCCCAGAUUACUUUCAGGACUUUGAUCCUUCAGAAAAAGUUACAAAAAUCUGUGACCAAGAUGGAAACUGGUUUAGACAUCCAGCAAGCAACAGAACAUGGACAAAUUAUACCCAAUGUAAUGUUAACACACAUGAGAAAGUGAAGACUGCACUGAAUUUGUUUUAUCUGACUAUAAUUGGACAUGGAUUAUCUAUUGCAUCACUGCUUAUCUCACUUGGUAUAUUCUUUUAUUUCAAGAGCCUAAGUUGCCAAAGAAUUACCUUGCACAAAAAUUUGUUCUUCUCUUUCGUUUGUAACUCUAUUGUAAUAAUCAUUCAUCUCACUGCAGUGGCCAACAACCAGCCCUUAGUGGCCACAAAUCCUGUUAGCUGUAAAGUGUUCCAAUUCAUUCAUCUUUACCUGAUGGGCUGUAACUACUUUUGGAUGCUUUGUGAAGGCAUUUACCUACACACACUUAUUGUGGUGGCUGUGUUUGCAGAGAAGCAGCACUUGAUGUGGUAUUAUUUUCUUGGCUGGGGAUUUCCACUGAUUCCUGCUUGUAUACAUGCUGUUGCCAGAAGCUUAUAUUACAAUGACAACUGUUGGAUCAGUUCUGAUACCCAUCUCCUCUACAUUAUCCAUGGCCCAAUUUGUGCUGCUUUAUUGGUGAAUCUUUUUUUCCUAUUAAAUAUUGUACGUGUUCUUAUCACCAAGUUAAAAGUUACUCACCAAGCAGAAUCCAAUCUCUACAUGAAAGCUGUGAGAGCUACGCUUAUCCUGGUGCCAUUACUUGGCAUUGAAUUUGUACUGUUUCCAUGGCGACCUGAAGGAAGGAUUGCAGAGGAGGUGUAUGAUUACAUCAUGCACAUCCUCAUGCACUAUCAGGGUCUUUUGGUAUCUACAAUUUUCUGCUUCUUUAAUGGAGAGGUUCAAGCAAUUCUGAGAAGAAACUGGAAUCAAUAUAAAAUCCAAUUUGGAAACAGCUUUUCCCACUCAGAUGCUCUCCGUAGUGCAUCUUACACAGUGUCAACAAUCAGUGAUGGUGCAGGUUACAGUCAUGACUGUCCAAGUGAACACUUAAAUGGAAAAAGCAUCCACGAUAUUGAAAACGUUGUCAUAAAACCGGAAAAGUUAUAUGACUGAUAAUAGAGCGUGUAUUGCCGAACUAUCUUGUUCCACUCCUAACUCAAGGACUUGGAUCCAUGACUUUACAACCAGAAGACUUCAAUAUUAAAUGAAUUAUUUGAAGGUGACAAAGAAAACCCUCACAUGAUUUCAGUAGUGUGUUGAUAAAUGUUUCACACUAGCUCCAUGGAGGAAAACAGUCCUAAUUCGUAAUUUUUGCCAGUUUUUAUGGUGUAAGUAAUCCCACCAUGGCUGAUUUCAAGUUACGAACUUGACAUCAGUGAAUGUGGAGUUGGGUAAAAAUGAGCACAAUCAGUUGUUGUAGGUUGGUGUGAGCCAGCUCCAGCACACCACUGCAUGAAUCCACAAAUAAAUAGACCAUAAAAGUUCAUAGACACAAUGGGCACAAUUCCACUCCUGUUGCCUAAAGAGACCUAGCUAUGGCCUAUAGACUUGGAAAGAAAAUGAGCUUUUCAUUUGUUUUUAAAAUCUUUAUCCCAUAUUCCUUGGUGAAGUUGAUUUUUUACCUUGAAAGUAUUCUAGCCUUUUUUGUUUUUAUUUUUUCAAAUGGACCAGAUAAAGAAUUAAUUAUUCCUGUUUGCUUACCCUCUUCUCCCCACAAAAAAUAAAUGAGCAGAAUUGCUGUUGGCUACUCAUUUGCUGAUUCAUCACAGUUAUACCCCUUGUCAUAUCCAUUUUUGAGGCUUGAUGAAUAGUAUGUAUGAUACACAAUCCUACUUUGGUAUCAUUAGGGAGAAAUCUUGGUUGAUACUACAAAACAUGUGGUUGACUACUUUCCCAUCUUACUACACGAGUGGGAAGGAAUUCAUGUCCAUAUACCUGUAAAUAGAAACUUUGCCCCUUCCAUUUCUACUAUGUGGACAAAUUAGCAAUUAUUUUACAUGAAGGAAAUCAAUGAAGGAUUUCUUAUUUUCUUAAAAGUCUGUAAAAAAAUUGUGAAAGGUAAGCUUGUAAAUACUCUGUUAUUCUAUUUUAUAGUCUCAAAUAUAUACAAUCUAGGUAAUUUUUUUAAAAAACAAAUACUUAAUGUAACAGUGUGUGCAUGUUAAUAUCUGAUACUGUGUCUGGGCUGAUUUUAUAAUAAAAUAGAAUCUGGAAUUCUUUAUUUGGUAACUAUUUUAAAGACAACCAGAUGCCAGCAUCAGAAGUUUGAGAACUAAGUUUGAGAAAUAUCUAUGAUAAGAUAUAAAAUAUUUAUUUAAAAAAUCCUCAAGGCCAUUGUUUUAUUGAAUAUAUUAGCUUUGGU
Molecule: messenger RNA, 3152 nt
Organism: Mesoplodon densirostris (Blainville's beaked whale)
Lineage: Eukaryota; Metazoa; Chordata; Mammalia; Artiodactyla; Ziphiidae
Gene: CALCRL
Product: calcitonin receptor like receptor
Exons: 16
Coding region: 512-1903 (463 amino acids)
Biological process (GO): cell surface receptor signaling pathway; adenylate cyclase-activating G protein-coupled receptor signaling pathway; angiogenesis
Cellular component (GO): plasma membrane
Molecular function (GO): calcitonin receptor activity; adrenomedullin receptor activity; calcitonin gene-related peptide receptor activity
Source: RefSeq, a predicted model, not a curated record